Lolium perenne is the source of this 1322-nucleotide messenger RNA. The record is from RefSeq and is a predicted model, not a curated record. Lineage: Eukaryota; Viridiplantae; Streptophyta; Magnoliopsida; Poales; Poaceae.
AAUUAUAUCUCCUUUUAUCAAUUUAUAGGUUCUGAAAUUUAUAUCGGUUAUGCUGGUGUGAUGCACAGCCGGCGCUUCUCCUCUGAGUUGUGGCUGUAUGUCGGUGCCUCGCCAUGUAACAGGCCAGAGAUAAGAAGACACCGGUGCGAGUUGGUGACAGUGGAGGCUCGGGAGGAGCGCCAACAGCUGCUCUGCCAGGAGGAGAUGAUCGAGAGGAUCGUGCUGUUGCCAUCGCCCGUAGGAGCACCAAGUGCCAGCCGCUGCUCCUACGGAAGGAGUGCUGUCACCAUCGCUGUCGACAAAGAUCGAGGUUCCUCUCUAUAUAUGGAGGAGGAUUCGAAAGGGUUACGUAAUGGGUGGGCUUCCAUUUUCUUGGCACCAAGAAACAUUGAGGAAAUCUCAUGCAUCUACUGCUCGUUGCCUUGGCUAUAUUGAUCUACCAACCGGUUCAGAUGACAAUGGAAUGUUGUGGUUCAGGAAAGCAUAUUAUCUAAAUUCUGCGCUGCCCUCAAGGUAUGCAAGGUCAGCUAAAUUAUUUAGUGCUUUUGUCUAAGAAAUUUACUAUAUCUUCUAUGCAACAAAUCUCCACGUCAAGAAAAGUAUAGAGAUACGAUGUUUUUAGAGAUCUGAGUUAUGCGUAUGUUUUUACAUAUUCCAUUUUUCAGCUACCUUUUAUUUUGUUUUGGGUGGAAAACACACACAUAGCUUAAUUGGCGCAAAAUAGUAUUCUCAGUUAAGGCCAUACUUUCAGAACCAAGUAAUUGUCAUAUAUAGUGACCUGCGUUUCAGCUUCUUUUUGCCUCUGAACACUGCUUUGCAUUAUCAUCGCAUUACACUGUCUUACAUCAUACACGCUGCCAAGCUUCUUAGUUUAAGUCACACUUCCAGCAUCAAGUAGUUCUUACUGUCAUACUUCUCAGUUUAAGUUACACUAUCAGUAGCAAGUAAUUCUCACUGUCAAAUUUCUCGGUUAAGUUACACUUUCAGCAACAAGUAAUUCACAUACAUAGUAAUCUGCAAUUGAGCCUCCUUUUCCCUCCAAACGCACAUAUUUGCAUUAGCAUGUUACACUGUGUAUGCGCUGUGAAGCUUCUCGCGUCAAUUCGUGUUUCUAGCAACAAACAACUCUGGCACGUAAUGAUCUGCAUUUGAGCUUCUUUUUUGCAUCUGCAGUGCCUUCAAACUUGUGAUUCUCACACUAUACAAUUCAUUUUUUUUAUGGCACAAUUACAUAAAGAGGUCAUUCUCAUUCCUGCCAAUUCAUAAAUAUAUCUAUCCUCAUGUAAACUUUGCGCAUGCUUAUUACCUAUUAAAUAAAGUGG